AUGGGCGACAUCGUCAGUUUAUUCUCCGUAAUAAUAAAGAAAUUUAAAUCAAAAUUUAAUGAAAGCAAGAUUUAUUUUCACUGUGAAAUACCAUGGGAGAAAUUGAAGUCCGUUAAAUGGAUGAACGAGAGGGCUACCUCUAACAAGGCGUACGUUCCUACUAAAGUGGAAAAUGUAGCAAAUGUUUGUACACAUGCACUUUGUGUUGCGCCGGCGUCGCUCGGUGCGCGGGAAUUGCUCAGUCGUUCUAUGAAUGCACCACAAGCGAUAGCUGCCAUUGUCUAUGGGCUUGCCCUCUGUCUGCUGUUUGCAGUGUCCACCACUUUCCACUCAGUAUGCUGCUGCGGUUCUGAUACGAAAAUGAAACAUUUACUCCAUCGAUGCGACCGCGCAAUGAUCUACAUCUUCAUCGCGAGCUCGUAUUUCCCCUGGCUCACAGUGGGCACUCUCUCGUGUUGGAUGUUGAGAGAGCUAAGAUGGGCGAUCUGGCUGCUGGCUGUCCUUGGGAUCACAUAUCAACAGAUCUUCCACGAGAGAUACAAGAUGCUGGAAUUGCUGCUGUAUCUGACCAUGGGUUUAGGGCCAGCUGUCAUCAUUGUAACAUCCAACCAACAGUUCCCAGCGAUGCAGGAUCUCAAACUCGGCGGCGUACUGUAUCUGGUCGGCGUGUUUUUCUUUAAGUCGGACGGCCGGAUACCCUUCGCUCACGCCAUUUGGCACAUCUUCGUGGCGUUGGCAGCCAGCGUGCAUUACCUAGCGAUACUCCGACACCUCUUCCCAGAACUCAAAACUCAAUGA
Messenger RNA from Leptosia nina, 798 nucleotides. The record is from the annotation of a GenBank genome assembly. Lineage: Eukaryota; Metazoa; Arthropoda; Insecta; Lepidoptera; Pieridae.